AUGGAGGACAUUGGAGUGACCUGUUCAGGUCCCUUGCCUGCACGGCUGGUGAACGGUAGCAACAUGUGCUCUGGGAGAGUUGAGGUCUAUCAUAACUCAGUCUGGGGGACUGUCUGUGACAAUGGCUGGGAUCUCAGUGCAGCGAACGUGGUCUGCAGAGUGUUGAAUUGUGGUACAGCCCUGUCAGCAGAAGGAGGAGCCUCCUAUGGAGAGGGGACUGGUGUCAUCUGGUCGUAUAAUGUGAGCUGUCCAAUGCCCAUACGGCUGGUGAAUGGUACCAACAUGUGCUCUGGGAGAGUUGAGGUCUAUCAUAACUCAGUCUGGGGCACUGUCUGUGACAAUGGCUGGGAUCUCAGUGCAGCGAACGUGGUCUGCAGAGUGUUGAAUUGUGGUACAGCCCUUUCAGCAGAAGGAGGAGCCUCCUAUGGAGAGGGGACUGAUGUCAUCUGGUCGUAUAAUGUGAGCUGUAAUGGGACAGAGCUGACCCUUGACCAGUGCUCUGCCAACAAAUGGGUGGGGACUAAUUGCACACACAGCCAGGAUGCUGGAAUUACCUGCUCAGGUCCAAUGCCCAUACGGCUGGUGAAUGGUACCAACAUGUGCUCUGGGAGAGUUGAGGUGUAUCGUAAAUCCAGCUGGGGAACUGUCUGCAGCAAAGGCUGGGAUAUAAAUGCAACGAGCGUGGUCUGCAGAGUGUUGAACUGUGGAACAGCCCUGUCAGUAACACAAAAUACCUCCUAUGGAGAGGGGACUGGGGACAUCUGGUUGAAAGAUGUGAGGUGUGAUGGGAGAGAGUUUUCCCUUGAUCAGUGCUCUGCCAACCCACAGGUGGGGGAUACAUGCAGACACAUGGAGGACAUUGGAGUGACCUGUUCAGGUCCCUUGCCUGCACGGCUGGUGAACGGUAGCAACAUGUGCUCUGGGAGAGUUGAGGUCUAUCAUAACUCAGUCUGGGGGACUGUCUGUGACAAUGGCUGGGAUCUCAGUGCAGCGAACGUGGUCUGCAGAGUGUUGAAUUGUGGUACAGCCCUGUCAGCAGAAGGAGGAGCCUCGUAUGGAGAGGGGACUGGUGUCAUCUGGUCGUAUAAUGUGAGCUGUAACGGGACAGAGCUGACCCUUGACCAGUGCUCUGCCAACAAAUGGGUGGGGACUAACUGCACACACAGCCAGGAUGCUGGAAUUACCUGCUCAGGUCCAAUGCCCAUACGGCUGGUGAAUGGUACCAACAUGUGCUCUGGGAGAGUUGAGGUGUAUCGUAAAUCCAGCUGGGGAACUGUCUGCAGCAAAGGCUGGGAUAUAAAUGCAACGAGCGUGGUCUGCAGAGUGUUGAACUGUGGAACUGCCCUGUCAGUAACACAAAAUACCUCCUAUGGAGAGGGGACUGGGGACAUCUGGUUGAAAGAUGUGAGGUGUGACGGGAGAGAGUUUUCCCUUGAUCAGUGCUCUGCCAACCCACAGGUGGGGGAUACAUGCAGACACAUGGAGGACGUUGGAGUGACCUGUUCAGGUCCCUUGCCUGCACGGCUGGUGAACGGUAGCAACAUGUGCUCUGGGAGAGUUGAGGUCUAUCAUAACUCAGUCUGGGGGACUGUCUGUGACAAUGGCUGGGAUCUCAGUGCAGCGAACGUGGUCUGCAGAGUGUUGAAUUGUGGUACAGCCCUGUCAGCAGAAGGAGGAGCCUCGUAUGGAGAGGGGACUGGUGUCAUCUGGUCGUAUAAUGUGAGCUGUCCAAUGCCCAUACGGCUGGUGAAUGGUACCAACAUGUGCUCUGGGAGAGUUGAGGUGUAUCGUAAAUCCAGCUGGGGAACUGUCUGCAGCAAAGGCUGGGAUAUAAAUGCAACGAGCGUGGUCUGCAGAGUGUUGAACUGUGGAACAGCCCUGUCAGUAACACAAAAUACCUCCUAUGGAGAGGGGACUGGGGACAUCUGGUUGAAAGAUGUGAGGUGUGACGGGAGAGAGUUUUCCCUUGAUCAGUGCUCUGCCAACCCACAGGUGGGGGAUACAUGCAGACACAUGGAGGACAUUGGAGUGACCUGUUCAGGUCCAGUGCCUAUACGCCUGGUGAACGGUAGCAACGUGUGCUCUGGGAGAGUUGAGGUCAAUCGUAACUCUGUCUGGGGAACCAUUUGCGAUGAAGGCUGGGAUGUAAAAGCCGCGAACGUGGUCUGCAGAGUGUUGAACUGUGGCACAGCCCUGUCAGUAGAAAGAGCCUCCUAUGGAGAGGGGACUGGGGUCAUCUGGUUGUAUAAUGUGAGCUGUAACGGGACAGAGCCUACCCUCGAUCAGUGCUCUCCCAACCCAUGGGUGGGGACUAACUGCAUACACAGCCAGGAUGCUGGAGUUACCUGUUCAGGUCCGAUGUCAGUGCGCCUGGUGAAUGGUAACAACAUGUGUUCUGGGAAAGUUGAGGUCUAUCGUAAUUCCGUCUGGGGAGCUGUCUGUGCCAAUGACUGGGAUGCAAAUGCAGCGAGCGUGGUCUGCAGAAUGUUGAACUGUGGGACGGCCCUGUCAGCAAAAAGAGAUGCCUACUUUGGAGGGGGGACUGGGGACGUCUGGUUGGAUAAUGUGAAGUGUAAGGGGACAGAACCUGCCCUUGAUCAGUGCUCUGCCAACCCACAGGCAGGGCCUAACUGCGCAUGCAGCAAGUAUGCCGGAGUGUUCUGCUCAGGAGCUCCAGCUGCUCUCAAGUCAAGCCUAAAAGACAAGAUAGAAGAGCUGAAAAAGAAGGGAGUUAUCAAAAAAAUGACAACUCCUACAUACUGGAUUAGCAAUAUGGUAGCAGUGAAACAACCUGGAAAGCUGCGAGUGUGCUUAGACCUGAAGGAUCUAACUGAAGCGCUGAGGAGAUCUUACUAUCCCAUGCCAACCAUCAUAGGAAUUUUGCCACAACUUGCCAAGGCAAAGAUAUUUACUACCCUAGAUGCAAAGGAUGAUUACUAG
Carcharodon carcharias (great white shark) is the source of this 2940-nucleotide messenger RNA. Its product is annotated as deleted in malignant brain tumors 1 protein-like. The transcript has 11 exons. The coding region runs from base 1 to 2940 and encodes 979 amino acids. The record is from RefSeq and is a predicted model, not a curated record. Lineage: Eukaryota; Metazoa; Chordata; Chondrichthyes; Lamniformes; Lamnidae. Gene Ontology annotation, cellular component: membrane.